AUGAACCACCACAAUCACCAGUCAGACAUCGUUCACCACGAUCACAAUCAGCUUGACAGCACCCCGAGCCAACACCACCAUCACCACCCGACCAUCCCCCCCUGCCCCACACCCCCACCAGCACUCCCAUCACCACCACGAGCACCCCCCCAGCAUCACCCUAUAUCACCCGCACUAUCCCCACGCAAAUCACGCCCUCCAUCUGACCACCAUAAGCAGACCCCCCAAAACUUCAGCCUCCCAGCACCUACCACCCCAAUCCCCGACCACCUCCCCCUCCUGCACACCACAACACCAAAAAGCUCCCGCCCCCACUACCACAACCACCAUCACAACUUCCCCCACGCCCAGCACCGCAACAUCACCAGCCCCCCAACCACCAUCUUCACCACUAACCACCAACCUCCAUCCACCACCACCUCCAACCGACCACAACCACCACGAGCCACCACGCAUCACCACCCCUCUACGCACCAACCAUCACCACCUCCAUCAUCGAUCAUAAUCACCAUCACCCCACUGGUCGCCCCGAACCACCGACAGAGCAGGCAAGCACCAACCCAACCCCCCCUCCUGCCCCCCACCCGUCAACACAACUCCCAGAACCACCAUGCCCAACACCAAGCCAGAACCGCCAACCCUUCACCAGUCACCAGUACGCAACACCAUCAUCUCAACCCCCAACACCAUAAACCAGCAGCAAUCACACCCUACCAUCACCCUCCAGAACCACCCCCCACCUCAACCACCACGGUCCACACAACUACAACAACUACAACCACAACAAGCUCCAACAUCCGCCCCCCACACCCCCCCCAUACCACCACCACUUCCACCACCACAAACCCCCUCACUCAUCGUCCCCCUGCACACCCACAACCGCCCAAAUCACCUCCUUAG
Messenger RNA from Penaeus chinensis, 900 nucleotides. RefSeq names its product extensin-like. The record is from RefSeq and is a predicted model, not a curated record. NCBI's taxonomy places the organism in Eukaryota, Metazoa, Arthropoda, Malacostraca, Decapoda, Penaeidae. The transcript is spliced from 2 exons. The coding region runs from base 1 to 900 and encodes 299 amino acids.